GCAUCUGUGGAAACUUUUCUGACUGCAUUUCAUGCAUUGGUAAUCCCGGAAAUGUGACAGGCUGCAAGUGGUUCAGAUGUGACGCUUCUACAGUUGCUCCCACGUCACAUUCCGUUGCUCCCACGUUGCAUUCCGUUGUUCCUACGUCACAUUCCAGUGCUACCACAGCAUCUUCCAAUGCUACCACAGCAUCUUCCAAUGCUACCACAGCGUCUUCCAAUACUACCACAGCGUCUUCCAAUGCUACCACAGCCACUAAUGUCACCAAUGGAACUACACAUGCACCUCUACCUACAACUACUUCAACUACCACAACAACCACUGUUCCAGGUUCAAAUGCUACUACUGUGACUCCUGCACCUCUUCCACGCAAAUCUACAUUUGAUGCUGCGAGUUUCAUAGGUGGAAUUGUCCUUGUUCUGGGUCUGCAGGCUGUUGUUUUCUUUCUGUACAAAUUCUGCAAGUCAAAAGACCGAAACUACCACACACUUUAGGACCUGCCACUUUAUAAUGGACUAAUAGCCCAACACCUGUAGUUCACUGAACCAAAAUGUUUUCUGUUGCUCCUGGAAGACAGCAGAUCAUAAUAUCCUUUAAAUCUCUAAAAGAAGACUUUAAAAAGAAUAUUUUUGCAACAUUAUACUUGG
This is a messenger RNA of Acanthisitta chloris (rifleman), 647 nucleotides long. It is a transcript of the gene CD164, whose product is annotated as CD164 molecule, sialomucin. The transcript is spliced from 4 exons. The record is from RefSeq and is a predicted model, not a curated record. Gene Ontology annotation, cellular component: cytoplasmic vesicle. The annotation marks the transcript as partial. NCBI's taxonomy places the organism in Eukaryota, Metazoa, Chordata, Aves, Passeriformes, Acanthisittidae.